CAUGUAAUGCACAAUGCACUUCCGGUUGAUUCCGGUUAGGGUAAACAUGGUGCUUACUGUUGUUUCGAUUUUCUUAACGGCGGGUUUCCUUGCAUUUUGUCUAGGAGAUGCCACUCAAAGUUACUACGCUGCGGCAAGAAUUGAGAGCUGCAAAGGUUGCGCUUUGGAGCGACUUCCUGAUGUAAAGGCAUUCAUUUUCGAGGACGUUCCACUUUAUGAGAAUGUUGAAUUCCAGCAUAUACAAGGCGUGCCACCAGAUCUUGUUCUUUUGAAUGAACACGAAGAGGAGAUAGAGCGGUUGCCACUUGCAAAAUUAACUCGGGACGAAUGUAACGAACUGCUUGUUUUAAAGGGCUUUAAAAAGCAGUCUAAGCCAGUGAGAGACGAGGUAUAGGCAACGAAUGUACAUAGCACAUGAAGGGAUCGAAGCGAAGACCUUUGUUUCUAUUGUUUAAGGAGAGUGCGAAAUAUUCAAUGGUACUUCCUUAAUGUAAGGAAUGUCAUGCAACAUGGAAAGAAAACGGUACAGUGCAGAAAAUAUGUAUCGCUUGUCUUGCACAAUUAUAGAAAGUGAUAGUAUUUAUAUACUCGAGUCUGCACACUAUAGAUGAUUAAUGUAGGAAUGGUCCAACGCACAAAUUGCUAUUUUUCAUUGAUCCAGUAAUAUGUAGACUAGGGGAACUCGUAUCAACCCCUUUGGAGCUGCAAUCUGUGAUACAACCGCUAGAGCCACAAUGGGAUAGAUUCAUCUUUCCCGGUAUGCUUGGGCUGCUUAGUUAUCGACAUUUAUUUUUUAUCACAAUGACGCCAUCUCAUUAAUUUCAAAGUACUAGUUUGUAGUAUUCUGCGAAUUUCUCCGAUGGUUAUAGUUAUCCAUAUGUUUAAUUUUCUAUUACACCUUGGACGAAACAUGUCAGUGGAACAUUACAUCUGCAUAUAUUGUUCAUAGAUGUUACUUUUAAUGUGCCAUUAGAUUCACCAUGACAUUGCGUAACUCCAUGAAGUAGCUUGAUGCUUUCUCAAUAUGUAUUGUACAUGAUUACUCCGCUCUUUCCCAAAAUUAAAGGAAAUGAUUUUGCACUAAGGUGUUGGCACAAAAAAAUACGAAGGCAAUGCAAGAUGCAAAAUUGAGAUUAAGUGCUCAAAUGUUACGGGGAGUCCUAUCAUCGGAAUCGUUGGUAUUUACAUACAGCCACUGUGCGUGAAAAAAUAAACUAACAUAAAAUGAGCAUAAUAUUAAGUAGCAAAUAUUUGUCAUUUCUCCGUUAGCGAAUCAUAUGUUUUCCGCCCUCGUCAAGUUUAUCGCCGCAAAAUCUACCCUAUUUAAGAAAAUUUGCAUCUUGCAAAAUUUAUUGGUGUUAUGUAUUAUCAAUAAAUUACCUUACCUCGAUAA
Molecule: messenger RNA, 1393 nt
Organism: Orussus abietinus
Lineage: Eukaryota; Metazoa; Arthropoda; Insecta; Hymenoptera; Orussidae
Product: selenoprotein M
Exons: 5
Coding region: 14-394 (126 amino acids)
Cellular component (GO): endoplasmic reticulum lumen
Molecular function (GO): oxidoreductase activity
Source: RefSeq, a predicted model, not a curated record